Clavispora lusitaniae ATCC 42720 is the source of this 951-nucleotide messenger RNA. The record is from RefSeq and is a predicted model, not a curated record. NCBI's taxonomy places the organism in Eukaryota, Fungi, Ascomycota, Pichiomycetes, Serinales, Metschnikowiaceae.
AUGACUAGCAUGAUAAAGCAUUGUUUUCGGUCACAUACUUUAUUAUGCGGCCACAGUAAUGUCCUUUUCUUUCGCCAUGAUGGUUGCCCAUUCUUCAGGACUAACUUCCAUUUCAGUGUAUGUUGCACGCAAGUAUGCCUCAAUAGAUUUCAAAGAGUCAAUGGUGGCCUUCUUAUCAAACUUGUCUGCAGCCUUUACUGCACUAGCCAAGUUUUGAAGACGUUCACUCAACAAACGGGCACGGUAGUCCACCCAUUCAGGAUAGAAGUCGUGGUAACGGCUUCCAUAGUUAACCUCUGGCUUCACGGUACUCAAUACCGAGCCUUCGUACACGUUUGGAUCUUUAGCUCUGAAACUAGUAACCAUAGUGAUUCUCUCCGAAGUACCGAGAGGCUUGGGGGCCAAGUGUUGAAUCAAGCGUCCUUGCAAGACGGCUGCAGAACCCUUUUGAGGGCCCGGCACCUUAGCAAUCUUCUGGUCUCCCAUGCGAAGAUAGGUCUCUCCCCCGAUCAUGUUGGUGGUGUCAGACAACAUAAGGACACACACAAAUGGAGGAGAGUCGUAAUGCCAGCCAACAAUGGCAGGAAUGUCUUCACCGGAACUUUUGCCGCUGAGAGCCUGCUCCCUAGCGCGUACCUUUCUCUGCUGUUCAGCAACUUCUUCAGAUGUGACACCGAUGUUCACAUGAGCAAUUUCGCAUUCCAUCACAAUUUCCAAUUCCACGCCAGCCAUGGUGGAAAUCAACUCGAUUGUUUUUGGGUGAGUCCAGGCCUGGUAAAUAAAUGGGGUCACAACCUCGUCGCGGACUUUGGCGUAGUGUCUGAUAAUGCAAUCCAUGCCACUGGUGGAGUUGAAGGAAGUUCUGGCGUACUUCAAGAAAACCUCCUUUUGCAAACACUCCAUCUUCAUGAUGUCGGUGGCCUCUUCUGUGAACAAUGGGAAAGGGUCUGA